AUGUUUAAUAUUCCAUUCCUGUGGGAAAUUUUCCUCUCAAAUGGUGCAAACAUAAAUGUAAGAACAGCUCUUUUUGUUUUUGAAGCUAAUAAUAAUAACUUACAUAGUGAAACUAUCGAGAAAAAAGCUGAGGAAGGAAUAACUGCCCUUCAUUAUGCAGCAAUUAAUAAUAGUCAAGAAACAGCCAAAUUUCUUAUAUCUCAUGGUGCAAAUAUCAAUGAAAAAGCUGAGAAAGGAAAAACUGCUCUUCAUUAUGCAGCAAUUAAAAAUAGUAAAGAUACAGCCAAAAUUCUUAUAUCUCAUGGUGCAAAUAUCAAUGAAAAAGAUGAUGAAGGAAGAACUGCUCUUCAUUAUGCAGCAAUUAAAAAUAGUCAAGAAACAGCCAAAAUUCUUAUAUCUCAUGGUGCAAAUAUCAAUGAAAAAGAUGAGAAAGGAAAAACUGCUCUUCAUUAUGCAGCAAUUAAAAAUAGUAAAGAAACAACAAAACUCCUAAUCUCACAAGGUGCAAAUUUCAAUGAAAAAGAUGAUGAAGGAAUAACUGCCCUUCAUUAUGCAGCAAUAAGGUCAAAUUCCCGACGAUAG
Trichomonas vaginalis G3 is the source of this 582-nucleotide messenger RNA. RefSeq names its product cyclin-dependent kinase inhibitor 2C-related family. Bases 1 to 582 code for a protein of 193 amino acids. The record is from RefSeq and is a predicted model, not a curated record. Gene Ontology annotation, molecular function: protein binding. The transcript has a single exon. NCBI's taxonomy places the organism in Eukaryota, Parabasalia, Trichomonadida, Trichomonadidae.